Messenger RNA from Diospyros lotus (date-plum), 2033 nucleotides. Its product is annotated as GDSL esterase/lipase At4g16230-like. Gene Ontology annotation, molecular function: hydrolase activity, acting on ester bonds. The transcript is spliced from 6 exons. The record is from RefSeq and is a predicted model, not a curated record. Bases 394 to 1512 code for a protein of 372 amino acids. NCBI's taxonomy places the organism in Eukaryota, Viridiplantae, Streptophyta, Magnoliopsida, Ericales, Ebenaceae.
AUAAAUGGCGGCUUCCCGUUCUCAACUGACUGCAUUGAAGUUUUUCAAAUUUUAGGUUCGUUGGGUUCGUUGGCAGCUGAAGUACUAACUUCCUUUUCCAAAUCUUCAAGCUUUUUCAGCGGCUCCGCAGUGAUUCGCAGGAAAUUCAGUAAAUUCUGGGACUGCGCCAGUGGCUUCUCCUUUUGGAUAAUUCCAUGCUGAUCACAGAUUUCAAAAGGGCGUCUUCCUCACGGGGUUGGUGAUGAAUCUGCAGCGAAUUUAAUGCGUUUCUCACUCUGCCCAAUGAGUUUCUCACGGAAGGUGAUCUAUAAAAAGACAGGAGAAUUGUGUAUUUUUCACUGUUGCAAUCAAUAGAGCUGGUUUUGGUUCUUGUGAUCGCCUUCUCUGUAUUCGAUGAAAAUGGGUGUUCCAAUUGUUGGGAUUGCCUUUGGAUUUUGUAUAGUCCUUGUCUUGUCAGGGAUAUGCUCAGCAGGAAAUGCUAUUCCUGCUAAUUUUGUUUUUGGAGAUUCUUUGGUUGAGGUAGGGAACAAUAACUACAUCGCAUCUCUCUCCAAAGCUAACUACAUGCCCAAUGGGAUUGAUAUGGGGAAGCCAACAGGAAGAUACACAAAUGGGAGAACUAUAGUUGACAUCAUAGGCCAAGAAGCCGGCCUUAAAGAUUACACUCCUCCAUACUUGGCUCCAACAACCACUGGAUCGGUGGUUUUGCAGGGUGUCAAUUAUGCCUCUGGUGGAGGUGGAAUUCUGAAUCAAACCGGAAAUAUCUUUGGUGGUAGGAUCAACUUGGAUGCACAGAUGGACAACUUUGCAAAUACCAGACAAUACAUUAUUUCAAGCAUAGGUGCUCCAGCAGCAACAAAGCUGCUCAACAGGGCUCUCUUCUCCUUUACAAUAGGCUCCAACGAUUUCAUCAACAAUUACCUUACCCCUGUCAUCUCAUCUCUCGAGCAAAGGUUGGUCCCUCCAGAAGAAUUUGUGGAAGCUAUGAUCUCGAGGUUUUGUUCACAGCUCACGUUUCACACGUUUCCUCAGAGAGUCUAUAACAUGGGAGCGAGGAAGAUCAUUGUGGCGAAUGUCGGUCCUAUUGGCUGCAUCCCAUAUCAAAGAGAGAUAAAUCCUUCUGCUGGAGAGGGCUGUGCUGCAUUUCCAAAUCAGCUGGCUCAGAUGUUCAAUGCCCGGUUGAAGGAUCUCAUCGGAGAGCUUAACACAUGCCUCAAGGGAUCAAGAUUCGUCUAUGCCAAUGUGUACCACAUUGUAGAUGAUAUCAUCCAAAACUACGCAUCAUAUGGCUUUGAGAAUGCAAAUUCCUCGUGUUGUUAUCUGGCUGGGCGCUUUGGAGGUUUAUUUCCAUGUGGUCCUACAUCCAAAGUUUGUCCAAACAGAGCCAAGUAUGUUUUCUGGGAUCCUUAUCAUCCAACCGAAGCCACCAAUGCGAUAAUAGCAAGGCGGCUAAUGGACGGUGGCUCUGACGACAUUUGGCCGAUGAAUAUCAAACACCUUCUGCAAUCUUGAACUACAGACCAGACUGAGAUAGACCCAGAAGAUGAUUCUUGUGAAACUCCAAAUGGAAGUUGUCCUUUUCCCCUCCCAUUUAUCAUACCCAACAUGGUGAAUACAACAUUUUCAAAGUUGCCUCUUUCCUUACUGUCAAAAAAAGACUCUUUUCGCGACUCCUACCUAUAAUCUUAGUCUUUUAGCACAAGGGAGCAACCUUUUGCUCAGCAAACAGAAGCUAAACUACAAAACUGGACCUCUAGUGGGUACUUCUAGGGUGUGUUUGGUGGAUGCAUUAAGGCAAGGCAUCAACAUCAUCCUUAUUCCAUGUUAUCUUUCCCCGACGUACAGUUGCAUUGAAUUAACAAAUCACAAACAAAACUUGUACGCGUUGUCUAAUAUUGAAUGCCAGCCAUACGUUGCAGCUCCUCACGAGAAUUUCUGUUGCUGAAUGAUUUGGUACAGCUACUUUUGUUUCCUUGUUCUUUCGUUUGGCCUUUCCACUUAUUUUUAUCAUUACUUUUACUUUAAGACUAAUG